UUCCUGCUUCCAUCCCAGCUCUGCUGUCCUUCCCUGCCCAAGCCCUCACCUUGCUCUGCAGCCCAGGACAGUGACUGUUCCCAGAAGGAGGGCGGAGGAGCUGCGGGGUGGAUGAGAAGAGGAAAAUGCAGACAGAGAAGCACCUCACAGGAACAUUGAUCCUCUCCGUCUUCACUGCAGUAUUGGGCUUCUUCCAGUAUGGCUACAGCCUGGGGGUCAUUAAUGCCCCCCAGAAGGUGAUAGAAGCACACUACAGGCGCGUGCUGGGCAUUGUACCCCCGGACAGCCACGCCACCAAUGCCUCUGGGGAGGAUGGCACAGAGGGGACACUGCCACCCCCGACUGACCCUGCCACCUCCACACACAUCCUCACCAUGUACUGGUCCCUGUCCGUGUCCGUGUUCGCCAUCGGGGGCAUGGUCUCCUCCUUCACCGUGGGCUGGAUCGGCGACCGCCUCGGGAGGGUGAAAGCCAUGCUGGUGGUGAACGUCCUCUCCAUUGCUGGGAACCUGCUCAUGGGGCUGGCGAAAUUUGGGCCAUCCCACAUCCUCAUCAUCUCUGGGAGAGCAGUCUCAGGGCUGUACUGUGGGCUGUCCUCUGGACUGGUGCCCAUGUACGUCAGCGAGGUCUCUCCCACGGCCCUUCGGGGAGCACUGGGGACGCUGCACCAGCUCGCCAUCGUCACGGGCAUCCUCCUCAGCCAGGUCCUUGGACUAGACUUUCUUCUGGGCAAUGAUGAGAUGUGGCCCCUGCUCCUUGGUCUCUCUGGCGUGGCUGCCCUGCUGCAGUUCUUCCUGCUCUUACUGUGCCCUGAGAGCCCCCGAUACCUUUACAUCAAACUGGGGAAGGUGGAGGAAGCUAAAAAAAAUUUGAAAAGGCUUAGAGGAAACUGUGAUCCAAUGAAAGAGAUUGAAGAGAUGGAAAAGGAAAAGCAAGAAGCUGCUAGUGAAAAGAAAGUCUCCAUAAGACAGCUUUUCACCUCUUCCAAGUACAGGCAGGCUGUCAUUGUGGCGCUGAUGGUGCAAAUAUCCCAGCAGUUCUCAGGAAUCAAUGCGAUCUUUUACUACUCCACAAACAUUUUUGAGAGAGCUGAGGUUGACCAACCAGUUUAUGCAACCAUUGGUGUUGGAGUGGUGAACACGGUCUUCACUGUUAUCUCUGUCUUCCUGGUGGAGAAGGCGGGCAGGCGGUCCCUGUUCAUGGCAGGUUUGAUGGGCAUGUUAGUCAGCGCUGUGGCCAUGACAGUUGGGCUUGUGCUCCUGAGCCAGUUUGCCUGGAUGAGCUAUGUCAGCAUGGUCGCAAUCUUCCUCUUCGUCAUCUUCUUCGAAGUGGGGCCUGGGCCCAUCCCCUGGUUUAUCGUAGCCGAGCUGUUCAGCCAGGGCCCGCGCCCUGCCGCCAUCGCUGUCGCCGGCUUCUGCAACUGGGCCUGCAACUUCAUCGUGGGAAUGUGCUUCCAGUACAUAGCAGAUCUGUGUGGACCAUACGUGUUCGCAGUCUUCGCGGGUCUGCUCCUCCUCUUCUUCCUGUUCGCCUACUUCAAAGUCCCGGAGACGAAAGGAAAGUCCUUUGAGGAGAUCGCAGCCGUGUUCCGCCGCAAGAAGCUCUCGGCCAAAGCCAUGACUGAGCUGCAGGACCUGCGACGCAGCGAGGAGGCAUAGGCAUCCCAUGCACCCAGAAAGGAGGGACUGGGCAAGCACCUCCUUCAGGCACCAUGGCAAGAAUGUUGGGCAAAAGUCUCAUUUCACAAAAACCUUGCAGCUGGCAGACCAGGAGGAUUCAUCCAUCGGAUUCCUUCUGGCUGCUGGGGUUCACACCUCCCAGCCACAGGUGCUAACCUGGUAUUUCACUCUGAGACACUUGGGACAACUUGGGCUGCAGGAAGAGCCAGGGAAAGGACAGGAGGAGUAUGGUACAUAUCCAUCUCAAUCCCCUGCUGGAAGAGCCCAGUGGGACAGUGAUCUUACCAGACAGCAUAGAGCAGGGCUGUCUCUCAGCUGAAAUGAAGGAAAAAUUAGGCAUUUUUUUGGAGAAUCUUAGAAACUGUGGCUGGGCUGAUGGGCAUUUUCCCUACAUUUCAGCCAGAUUAUUUAGCUCUCUCUUUCUCUCCCCCUUCUCACUGCUGCAGCACAAGGCACAGCACAACACUGAGCACACAAAAGGCCUGGGCACUCCUGGUCUCCAUGUGAGGAGACUCGAGCCCUGCUGCCACCCCUUCCAUGGUGUGACCAUUGCCAGGGCACCUCCUUCCCCAUCUGCACCUUCCUUCCCUUCCUUUCAUUCAGUGCUCAAGACCCACAGGCUCCAGAUCCAGCCAAGGGCUCAGGCUGCUCAGAGCAACAAUUAAUGAUGACCCCAAGAAGAAAUGGGUAUUGGAAGGUGAACUGGAAGGUGCCACUCACCUAACUCCUAUUUUGCAUCACUUAGCAUUUUGCUGGCUGAGUAUUUCAGCCAAGAUAGUGUGCAUGCAGGAGGUCAGGCUGUUUCCAUAGCGUAGUUUGUGCUCCUUUUGCUUUUUAUGAGACAUUUUUAUGCGGCAGAAUCAAACUCCAAGGAUUUUUCUUCCUUUUUUUGGGGACAUAUGUUGGAACCAUGGUAAAAGCCUGCUCUCUGCUUGACUUUUAAGAUCUGCAUGCUCCUUGUUGUGAUAUCAGGUUACUUUUUAGCAACUUUCUGAGGGUAGAAAUCCAUUAUUUAUUUAGAGAUAAAACACUGGCAUUGCUUGGUCACUGUGUGCUCACCACGGCUGCUGGUGAAGGUGUGGUCAAAAUGUAACAGAAGAUUGAGUGUAAGGAAAAGCACAAAAUAGAUAGGCUGAGGAGGAUCAUGGUGAUGCUGUGGGUUUGGUUUUAGGGGAGGUUCAUGCUCCUUUCCACGUGCCUGAACAUUUUUUCCUUUGUAGAUUUUACUCUUGGUAUUAAGACUGUACAGCAAAUUCUGGUCGCUUCCAAGUGAUGGGAAAUGCAGCCUCAAGGUGCGCUGGCAGAAAUGCCUGGCCCUGGUGUGUGCACUGAAGCAGUAAGAUUGCACCAAAGGCUUUGCUGGAGUGACUGCUGGGAUUUAACUAGAGGAGAACUGGGUCAGUGCUAUCAUGUGCUGCAGUGGUGGGUGACCCAGGUCUGACACGGGGCAUGCAAGGCUGCUGGAAGCAGAGCCCAGGCUGGAGCUGAGAAGAGAGCAGCAGAGCUGGGGCACAAGGUCUGUGUCGAGCUGUCCAUCUGUGUGUUGCACACAGGUCCCCUCAGGUGACACCAACGGCCACAGCAGGCUCAGAAGCUCUCCACAGUGUUUACUGUAAGUUAAAUAUAGUGGAUUAUCUGAAUGUACAAAAAGGAGAAAAAAGAGGAUUCUUGCUAUCAGCUUUGUUAUCUAGGUCUGUUAGAUAAAAGAUGAACAACAUCUAUGGCAUGUGAUGGCUUGUGCUGCUGAUUUUCCCCCUCUGUACAUCUCAGACAUAUACCCAAUGCCAUAGAGGAGCUAUUUUCCUAGCAGGACACUUUUGCUCACAGGUGGUAAAAGCUGUGCAAGCCCUCAGCUAAAUCCCUUUGAAACAGCUGGUCCAGAGGUGAGACCUGGGGUUGGAUACAGCCCUGGAGCUGGUGGCAGCUGGCUCUGGGCCAGGAUGAACCCUGACUGGAGGGGUGCCAGUGUCUGGCCCCAGCUGUCCCCAGUGCCCUCUUCACCCCACUGUGAAGCACCUCUGCUUGCAUGGUGCUGGUGCAGCCUAGAUCCUGGUGCUGGGGCCUCUCUAGGCACAAGAGGCAGGAGGAGCAUUUGGGGAGAAGUGAAGUUCAAAGCAGAUUCACUGCUGCUCUGAGGGCCUACCCAGGCUGGGUUCCCUGUGAUCAUAGAGGGGGUACAAAAUGAUUUCCUAAACUUCUGCUAGGUUUUGUCCUAUUGUCUGUGGGGCAUCAGUGACUCUGCUGGCAGCUCAGCUGUGAGGGGCUGAUCACUGAUUAUUGAUCAACAUUGAGUAGUCCGUCCUUGUUUUCCUGUGUCACUGCUGAAUGUCAAUAGAAAGCCGGCUCAGCACAUAAAUCAGUUUAACAAAGCCCACAGCAUUAGCAUUGCCCACAGAUACAACACUGAACUUCCCAGAAGAGCUGCCUGGGAGUUCAGAGGCACCUAAGGAAAAUGGACUGUCAGGCUGUGUUUCCUUGCAGCAGCUGCCAUGUGGACGGUAAGGGAGUUUUCUUCUUCCAGCCUGGGACAGGAUGAGCAGAGUAAGGCAUUGCUGGCCUUUUGUCCUCCCCAUGGCUGCAGUGAAGAUUCAAGCUGGGCUUUACUAUCACAGGAGCACUUUAACCAUAUGCCACUGCAGGAUGGGGUCAUUAGAGUUAGUUAAAUCUGAUGAUAUAUUUACUUUUGUCUCGUCCCAUCAGGCUGAUAAUUAGGACUGUACACUUUAUCUGUCCUUGCUACAUGCAAGUUCCAGUUAAAACUUGUUCUUGAGACACAGCUUGUUGAAUCACUAUUUUUAUCUCUCACCAUUACAGUUUUACUAAGCUGCUAAUCAUUAAGAAAAUUUAAAAGACCGAGUCAAACUUAUUAGCUAAAUGGUUGCUGCAUUUUAGUAACAUACUAAAUAUGUUCUCAUACCAUGCCUGGCUAAUAAUGCAAUAUAAUUAAUAAUCCCUGAGAAAGCAUCUUGUCAGCAAGAGCUUUGACAGUGUUUUCCUAACGUGCUGAGACAACAGCCAUUAAGACUUUCCUGUUGUGCCAACGGUAUCUAGUCUCCCACUCUCUAGGCUUAAUUUUAAAAUUAGUUUGACUUCCCUAAUUCAAUAAACUUAGGACAUUUGGCCCCAUUAACGCUCUCCACACUAAUUUAUCACAGGUUUUUCUGCCUCACUUCAACUUGUUUUUCACCACUGAGAAGCACUACCCCCUGUCUCUGGAGUCAAACAGCUGAUAAUGUUGAAGCUAACCCAAGUAUUACGUAUGCAGGGACAAAGUCUUCGAGGUAUGAUGAAUUUUCUGAGGUGUUCGAUGUCCUUAUCUUACCGGAAAUCUAUGGGAGCUGAGGAAUUUCAAGGUAGAUAUCAGGUCCUGGAUCCAGCAGACUGUGUAAGCAUCAGAUUAAAUUUAAGGUAACUGAGUGUACUCAAGUGUUUCACUAAAUCCUGAAGCAACACUGGCAAAUUUUACCCAGAGGUACCGCCUGAGUAGCUGCGCUGAAACGGAAGGAAUCUCCUCCUCAGCACUGGGGCAAUAAAUCCUGGCUGCAGAUCAGCACUCCUUAAACUUUACAGGCUGUAGAUGCAACUGCAGACCCGAGGCUUGGGCAGUGUCCUGUGCUUUGCCUCCCUGCACUCUGUUCAGGAGAGACAGCGGCUCUGUGACUCUCUGAUCAGGUCCUGGGUGGGAUAUCCCUGCUCCAGCCCUGUCCCAGCCCCAGGAGGGAACAGCUGGGGUUACUUUGUGUUUUUCUUCUUCCUCGUAGGGAAGUUACAAUUACAGUGGUCCCUGCUAGCUCACACUGUCACGGCUUGCCUCUGAUCCCCAGUGUGUGCCCAGAGUGAUUCCCUGGGUUUUCAGACCUGGGCUCAUACAGGAAGCAGACUGUGAAUGGCAGGAAUAAAGCAGUGCCAGGAGCAGAGUGGGUACCUAUGGCAAGGUGACUUCAGAGGGUCCCUGACCCCAUUCCUGCCAAGCAGACACACUGUACCUAGGAGCUCUGAGGGCCUGCUGAGCGUGGCACUGUCCUGUGGAGGGGGAUCACUGAUCCACAGCUUCUCUCACAUCCUCCUGCUCAAGGCUGUGCCCACAAGCCAGCGUGAACCCUCACCCCAGCAGUCAGGACACGGUGGGAUCCCAGGGAAGUCAGCUCAGCAGCUGAAACAGACACUGCUCAGGUUGGAACAGGGCUGUUUACAGCACUCCACUCAUGACCUGGUAUUUCUAAUGAGAGACCUGACCCCACGGCCCAGGGGUGUAAACACCACCUCCUGCCUUCCAUGGGGCUGGAAACAAGGUGGGAUGUUUCUGGAAAUAAGGUGGGGUGUUUCUGGAAAAAAGGGGGGUGUUUAUGCCAGCACUGGCUGAAAUCCAUAUUCUCCAGGCUGGGCUUUGAUGAGACACUUUAGGGCAUCAGAUACUUCUCCAGAUCAUAACUGAGAACAGAUACAACUCACUAAGUUUAAAUCUAAAAGUUUUCUAGUCUCUCUUCACUUCUUAAGGACACAGGUAGGAGCAGCAAAGCUUGAUAACAUCCUGAGCCUCCUUGAGAGAAAAGAAGGGUGAUCCAGCUGUGCAACACUGGAAAGAAAGCACUCUUAAAUGUGAAAGGCCAUACUAUUUUAUUUACAAAUAUGCUUUGAAUCAAAUUGCUGUUCUUGUAUAGAAAAGUGGGAUAAUCACAAUAAUACUAUCAAGAAAAACACUUUAGAAAAUUAAUGUUGAUCCAGACAAAGGAACGAUGCCUGCAGGCAAUAACUGAUGAAUUGGAUUCCCAAUGUUUUUUACUGAAUAUCAAGUAAAGGCUGUAUUGCAAUA
Oenanthe melanoleuca is the source of this 6492-nucleotide messenger RNA. It is a transcript of the gene SLC2A2, whose product is annotated as solute carrier family 2 member 2. The record is from RefSeq and is a predicted model, not a curated record. Gene Ontology annotation, cellular component: brush border; membrane. Gene Ontology annotation, biological process: monosaccharide transmembrane transport. Bases 126 to 1658 code for a protein of 510 amino acids. NCBI's taxonomy places the organism in Eukaryota, Metazoa, Chordata, Aves, Passeriformes, Muscicapidae. Gene Ontology annotation, molecular function: hexose transmembrane transporter activity. The transcript is spliced from 11 exons.